This is a messenger RNA of Spinacia oleracea (spinach), 1153 nucleotides long. Its product is annotated as probable xyloglucan endotransglucosylase/hydrolase protein 8. Gene Ontology annotation, molecular function: hydrolase activity, hydrolyzing O-glycosyl compounds; xyloglucan:xyloglucosyl transferase activity. The transcript has 4 exons. The record is from RefSeq and is a predicted model, not a curated record. Gene Ontology annotation, cellular component: cell wall; apoplast. Gene Ontology annotation, biological process: xyloglucan metabolic process; cell wall biogenesis. Bases 98 to 1000 code for a protein of 300 amino acids. Lineage: Eukaryota; Viridiplantae; Streptophyta; Magnoliopsida; Caryophyllales; Amaranthaceae.
CCAAACUCACUCUAUACAAAGCAGAGCCAAUUUAAAAAAACAGAGCAUUCACUGAUCUGCUCUUCUUCAGAGGUAAAGUGGAAAAAAACACAAAAAAAUGGAGAAAAGAGUAAUUAAAAUGGCAAUUCCUCUGCUUUUUGCAGCAUUAAUGGCUGAAAUUCUUGCACCAGCUUCAGCAGUUUCAUUGUCAAAAGGAUCAUUCGAAGAUAACUUCGAUAUCAUGUUUUCUGAGAGUAAUUUCAAAACUUCUAAAGAUGGGCAGAUCUGGUUUCUCUCCUUAGACAAAACAAGUGGAUGUGGGUUUCAAACUAAACAAAAGUACAGAUUUGGGUGGUUUAGUAUGAGGCUCAAAUUGGUGGGUGGUGAUUCUGCUGGUGUUGUCACUGCUUAUUAUAUGUGCACAGAUGUUGAAGCAUCACCAACAAGAGAUGAGCUAGAUUUCGAGUUUUUAGGGAACAGAACAGGGGAACCUUAUUUGAUUCAGACAAAUGUGUACAAGAAUGGAACUGGAGGAAGAGAAAUGAGACAUGUUUUAUGGUUUGAUCCAACUGAGGAUUAUCACACUUACUCUGUUCUUUGGAACGCCCACCAAAUUGUAUUUUUCGUUGAUCGAGUACCAAUAAGAGUAUACAAAAACAAUGGCAAACCAAACAACUUCUUCCCCGACGAGAAGCCAAUGUACUUAUUCUCGAGCAUAUGGAACGCCGACGACUGGGCCACGAGAGGCGGUCUCGAGAAAACCGACUGGAAAAAGGCGCCAUUCGUGUCGUCGUACAAGGACUUUAGUGUCGAUGGGUGCCAAUGGGAAGACCCUUAUCCUGCAUGUGUCUCUACAACAACCAAAAACUGGUGGGAUCAAGAGCCUUCUUGGCACUUAAGUGAUUCACAAAAGAAGGAUUAUGCUUGGGUGAAGAGGAAUCUUGUUAUCUAUGAUUAUUGCCAAGAUGCUCAAAGAUACACUUCUCCAAUGGAAGAGUGUGAUUUGAGUCCUUGGGAAUAAUUAAUUUUAUGGUCAUUGGUUAAUUUCAUGGCAUAUAGCAAUUCUUCAUCCAAGUGUAUCAAUUUUGAGCUUUGUUUGAGCGUGUAUUACAUGUGUAAUUUAUUAUUCGUAUUCUUUAUUAUUUAUAACGACAAAACAAUUUUUUUUCCCUUA